UCAAACAAAAUUAUUGGUUGAUUCAGCCGAUUUCGUUACACUCAUAUUCAUAGUAUGGAACAACAUAUUAGCAAACUUAAUUCUUGAUACACACAAACCGACAUCAAAUCGAAAAUAGAUUUUCCGUCUUCAUUUUAGUGAUGGUAAACCGUUCGUCGUUAGCGGCUACAUAUUUGCUUAUUCUGUUAUUACACCGCGGUUACGAGCUAAAUUUUAAUUGAAUUUUUUUGUUGCGUAAAAAUUCAUUCAAAGUUGCAAUCAUCCACUUUACGUUAAUAAAGAAAAAAAAACAAGAGUGGAACUGAGAAAAGAGUGUGCGGUUUCGAAUAAAUAUUGUGAUACAGUACAUAUGGCUAAGCUCAGUGCAUUGCAUAUACUUAUAUGAGAAUUUGUGUGUUGUUAGUCUGUUGCCGUGUCGUGCAUCGAUACAUUUUUCCAUUGAGAGAAAAAAUCUGAAGUGAAAGUUUGUUUACGUGAUACUGUUUGAAUAGACCUAACACGUUAGGUUGGAGCUAUAUAUAAUUCAACAAUUAGAUAAUAAUUAACCACCAGCAUCAGUCAUGGAUAAGGAUAACGAUUUCAUUUUGAACAACAAUGUGAAAAGUGGUGCCUUCAAGUUACAGAUCGUUCCAGCCCAGCCAAAGACACUGUCUCAUCUGCCCCGACGACCAGCUGUGGAUUUAGCAUUCCAUGAUUUAACCUACAGCGUACGGGAGGGACGACGUGGCCAUGAAAAAGAUAUUCUCAAAAAGGUUAGCGGCCACUUUCGGUCCGGUGAGCUAACAGCUAUUAUGGGCCCGUCAGGAGCCGGAAAGAGUACAUUACUUAACAUAUUGACUGGCUACAAAACGGCAAACAUAAAAGAUGGCAUAAUCAAAAUGAAUGGAAAGGAAAGAAAUCUGAGUCAAUUUCGUAAGCUGAGUGCAUACAUUAUGCAGGACAAUCAAUUACAUGGCAAUCUCACCGUCGAAGAAGCAAUGACUGUAGCAACAAAUUUAAAACUCAGCACAAAAGUUGAUAAAGCUGCAAAAAAUGAUGUGAUAAAAGAAAUUCUCGACACACUGGGCCUUCAAGAACACCGACGAACACUAACGAGAAAUCUGUCCGGUGGCCAAAAGAAACGACUUUCAAUCGCUCUGGAAUUGGUAAACAAUCCGCCGAUUAUGUUCUUCGAUGAACCCACAUCGGGUUUGGAUUCGUCGACGUGCUUUCAAUGCAUAAAUUUACUGAAAUUCUUGGCUCGCGGUGGACGUACCAUAAUCUGUACGAUUCAUCAACCGUCCGCCCGUCUAUUUGAAAUGUUCGAUCAAUUGUACACAUUAUCCGACGGCCAGUGCGUUUACCAAGGUAGCACCAGGCAAUUGGUGCCAUUUUUGAGUACGCUAAAUCUGGAAUGUCCCAGCUAUCACAAUCCGGCCAGUUAUGUGAUUGAAGUUGCAUGUGGUGAGCAUGGUGACCAUACCAAAAAGUUGAUGAAUGCAAUUGAAAAUGGUCGCAAGGACAUUCGAACGGAGGAAGAUUUCAAUGGAAUCAAACCACGCAACGACAUUGCACGCAUCCACAAUACAAAUCUUGUGAGCAAAAAUUUCGACAAGAAUGACGUGAACAACGUUCCGAUCAAAUUUGCUGAUAGCACCGAAACACCGAACGGAAAUGGAAUAUUGAAUGGGACAAUGGUCAACGAUAUUGCAAAGGAUUCAAUGAACGCAUCGGUUACGAUUCCGGUUGAAGCUGAAAAAGACAUGGACGGUGUGACGUCUGCAUUGCUCGGUGACGAUGGAUUGAGAUCGCCUGAACGCUACCCAACGUCUCAAUUCCAUCAAUUUUGGACAGUCCUUAAGAGAACGUUACUGUUCAGCCGUAGAGAUUGGACACUGAUGUAUUUGCGACUCUUUGCCCAUAUACUCGUUGGAUUUUUAAUUGGUGCUCUCUAUUACGAUAUUGGAAAUGAUGGUGCCAAAGUACUCAGCAAUUUAGGUUUCCUAUUUUUCAACAUGCUGUUCCUUAUGUACACAUCAAUGACAAUUACAAUUCUCUCGUUUCCAUUGGAAAUGCCGGUACUUUUAAAGGAAAAUUUCAAUCGAUGGUAUUCGCUUCGGUCGUACUAUUUGGCAAUAACAGUGUCGGACAUUCCGUUCCAGGCGGUCUUUUGCGUUCUGUACGUAUCAAUAGUCUACUAUUUCACGUCACAGCCCUAUGAACUAUGUCGCUAUGCAAUGUUCCUUGGAGCAUGUUUGCUGAUUUCAUUCGUAGCACAGAGUGUCGGUCUAGUGGUCGGCGCCGCAAUGAACGUUCAAAACGGUGUAUUCUUAGCACCCGUCAUGUCCGUACCAUUUUUACUAUUCUCCGGAUUCUUCGUAUCAUUCGACGCCAUACCAAUCUACCUGCGUUGGAUCACCUAUCUGUCGUACAUUCGAUACGGAUUCGAAGGAACGGCACUGGCCACAUAUUCGUUCGGCCGGGAGAAGCUAAAGUGUCAUCAGGUGUACUGUCACUUUAAGUCGCCGGAAACGACGCUGGAAGAACUGGACAUGUUAGAUGCCAAUUUUACGUUGGAUAUUAUCGCAUUGAUCGUCAUUUUUGUGGUAUUGCGAGUGGCGGCGUAUUUGUUCCUUAGUUGGAAAUUGCGAUCGUCACGAUAGAUGAGAUCAGAUUUUGGUUAUUUUUGAUAGGUUUAGUUGUUAAGGAAAAUUUUAAUUAUUGAAAUUGUUGGGUGUUUACUUUUUGAUACGAUAAAUUUUGCUGUUUUUAUUCUCUUUUUUUACAAUUUUACCGAGAAAUAAAAUUUAGAUAGAUGUAUACGUAAUGUGUGUGCGUGGUUGUGCAACAUGUUUCGGAGAUAAAAUGCACCACACUAUGCAAUUAUAAUGUAUAAGACAAUGUGGCUACCAAUUUAUUAUAAAAAAAAUUUGGAAAAUUUAGAUAGAUGUGCAAAUUGGACUCGGUUUAUAAAAUGUGAGUCCUUGGAACUUUUUUUACAAAAUACUUUUGGUGGCUUAUUUUGUGUAGUUCAUUUACAAGAAAAAAAAAACAAAAAAAAUUGUUGAAAACAAAAACAAUCGGAUCGGAUCGUAAUAAAUGUUGAGA
This is a messenger RNA of Bradysia coprophila, 3087 nucleotides long. Its product is annotated as ATP-binding cassette sub-family G member 1. Gene Ontology annotation, cellular component: plasma membrane. Gene Ontology annotation, biological process: transmembrane transport. The record is from RefSeq and is a predicted model, not a curated record. Lineage: Eukaryota; Metazoa; Arthropoda; Insecta; Diptera; Sciaridae. Gene Ontology annotation, molecular function: ATP hydrolysis activity; ATP binding; ABC-type transporter activity.